UCAAAAUAAUUUGUAGCCAAAAAAAAAACACAAGUUACAGGUGGCCAGUUAGUGAUGUCCUAGGGCUAAGUAAUGCCGAAUUCAAGCAAAAAAUAGCAUUACUAUAUAUAGCUGAUAUCAUAUUAAUUAAUUCGCCGAAUUUAAGCUCAAAAUUAUGGACUAUGAAGAUCAAGAAGAGGAGCAAGAAGGUGAGGUUGCCUACAACAAUGACUCCCUCCUUCCCAAGAUCCCCAGCCCCGUCCACUCCGCCGCCGCGGCGCCGCCUCCUCCUCUCCGCAAGCCCCGCUACAAGGAGUGCCUCAAGAACCACGCCGUGGCCCUAUGCGCCAACGCCGUCGACGGCUGCGGCGAGUUCCUUCCUGCGGGGGACGAUGGCACACUCGAGUCCCUCAAGUGCGCCGCCUGCGGCUGCCACCGCAACUUCCACCGCAGGGAGACUGAAGCAGCUGCUGCUGGUUCUGGUUUUGGGUAUGGGAACCAGCAGCCGCUGCUUCUGGCGGCGGCCCAUCAGCACCCGCUCAGCCACUUUGGGUACAGAACUGGGCCGGGUGGGUACGGGCCGCCGCACAGGGCGGCACCGAUUGCGCUGGCGCUGCCCCAGAGCUCGAGGGAGGAGCUGGAGGGCUACUUCUCGGGGCCCGGGAGCGGCGGGAGGAAGCGUUUCCGGACGAAAUUCACGGCGGAGCAGAAGGAGAGGAUGCUGAGCUUGGCGGAGCGGUUGGAUUGGAAAAUCCAAAAGCAGGAUGAGGAAUUGGUGCAGCAAUUCUGCAGCGAGGCCGGCAUCAAGAGGCACGUGCUUAAGGUGUGGAUGCAUAACAACAAGCACACUCUUGGUAAGAAAACCUAGUCGGCCCAGCCCGGCCCGGGCUAAAACCGAGUUUAAGAGGAUGUUUUUUUAAAGCGAAUUCUCGGUAUAUUAUGUCUGGUAACAUCAUCAUGUGUUUAUCUUUGCUAUUUAUAGUAUGAUUUUGUAACUUAAUUUUAGGGUGCAUGCACUUCAAGACAAUGAGUUAGCUCAUAUUUUAGGGAAUUAUGUCUUUCUUUACUAAUCUAAAUGUCAACUAGGGUUUUCACUUGAUGCUUGUUGUACUA
Molecule: messenger RNA, 1092 nt
Organism: Salvia splendens (bonfire salvia)
Lineage: Eukaryota; Viridiplantae; Streptophyta; Magnoliopsida; Lamiales; Lamiaceae
Product: zinc-finger homeodomain protein 2
Exons: 1
Coding region: 155-847 (230 amino acids)
Biological process (GO): regulation of developmental process; regulation of DNA-templated transcription
Cellular component (GO): nucleus
Molecular function (GO): DNA-binding transcription factor activity; transcription cis-regulatory region binding
Source: RefSeq, a predicted model, not a curated record